Messenger RNA from Paramecium tetraurelia, 2871 nucleotides. RefSeq lists its product as uncharacterized. The transcript has 2 exons. The record is from RefSeq and is a predicted model, not a curated record. Lineage: Eukaryota; Ciliophora; Oligohymenophorea; Peniculida; Parameciidae.
AUGAGUUUUCAUUACACAAACUAUUAAUCUAUUCAAGUAAAUAAAGAUCGAAUUGAUACAUAAAGAGAACUUGAUCGCUAAUUUACCAGGGUAACAGCUAGAAAAAAUAGUAUGGUCAUAAAAACAAAAAGUAUAGGUCAACGGAUUUUAAAUUUUGUUGGAAAAUAGAUGUCUGUUGAUUACUAAGAAAGAUUAGUUUUAAAAAGUUUGUAAGCAUAAAACGUAAAUGCUAAGAAAUUCCUUGAAAUCCUAUUGAAAAAUAAACAUAAUCUGAAAAAUUUGAAACAUAAACAUUUAGCAAUUAUAAAUGAUAAAGCUUAAGGAAAUAUUGAUAAGAUAUAAACUUAAUCAACUUUUAAAAUAUUUAUAGAUAGAUUGUUGAAAAAGAGACUUCUAAGAAUUUUUAAACCGAUUGUGGAUUGUUUCAGCAGUUGUAUUAUAGCAAUCCCAUUAUUGUAUCCAGAAAACAGAAGAAUUAUAGUUUGGGAUAUUAUUGCAAUUUUAUCGAAACUAUAUUUCUUGUACUUAAUACCUUUAGAAUUGGCAUGGACAAAUCAAUCAUUAAUGUUUAAUCGUUAUUACACAUCCACCAUAGCAAUGCUUAUCAUAUUAUUCGUCGAUUUCUUAAUUGGACUAAAUACUGCUUAUUAUAAUGCAGGUUCACUUAUUAUAGAUAGAUUAAACAUCUUUAAACACUAAAUAAGUAAAUCAUAUGGUUUGGAAUGGAUUUCUACUUUAUUGUUAGCUAUGCUUUUUAUAGUGUUUAAAUCUCUUGCAAUUACAACAAUUAAUGUAACUUAAAAUCCUAGUUAUUUAAUUUUAUUGACUGUAUUAUCUCAUUAGACAAGUGUUCAUUAUAAGGCUAGCGAGUAUGAAUAAGCAUUGAAUUUGUCAAAGAAAGCCUCAAGUUGCUUGGAAUUAUUAAAAUUUUUGUUGCUAUUGUUUUAUGUAAUUCACUUAUUUUCAUGUUUAUGGUUUUGGGUUGGUAAUUACAGCAGAGAGAAUUGUGAUCUAAAUUGGUUGGAUUCUUUAAGAGAUAUUCCAAUUUUGGAUUGGACAGAUGAGUACUUAUAAUCGUUUUAUUACACUUGUGUGACGAUGUUUACUAUUGGAUAUGGAGAUAUUGCUCCUAAAAGCGGAUUAGAAAAAUCUACCUGCAUUUUUCUUAUUUUAGUAUCAAGUAUACAAUUACCUUACUCAAUAAAUACGGUUGGUUCAAUAAUAGAAAAAAUAACAGAUUAUGGAGAAGACACAAAAAACAAAUUAAGAACUAUUAAUAGCUAUAUGAAUAAAAAAAAAGUGCCAUAUAAUUUGUAAAAUUAAAUUAGAUAAUAUUUAAAUCAUUAUUGGGAAUCAAUAGAUGGUCAGGAUACUGAAGAAGAAAAGGUGAUAAUUUCUUAGUUGUCAGAAAAUCUAAGAGAAUAAUUAAUUAUACAAGCUAAUAGUUAAAUAUUUUAGAAAGUACCUUUGCUGUAAAAGAACUUUAGCCUUCAGUUCUAACAGAAUUUAUUAAAAAAAGUAAAUUCUUUAUAACUUUAACCAGAAUAAAUUAUUGAUCUUGAUAGUGGUGAUAUUUAGCUUUAUUUUGUAGAUGAAGGAGAAAUAAAUAUUUUGAUUGAAUCAGGGCAAAUAAUAGAAACAGCAAAAAAGGAUGAUAUCUUUGGAUUAAAAAAUCUAUUUGUUGGAAAUAUUAUUAGGAAUAAGAAGCUGAAAAGUGUCGGAUUUACUAAAUUAUUAGUAUUAUCCAGAAAUGACGUUUUGCAAGAGCUAAAGGAUUUUCCAAUAGAUUACGAAAAGUUUUGUCAUAUUAAAGAUGAUUUAAUUUUUAAUUCCAAAUCUUCAUAUAUUCACAGAAUAUGUGAAUCAUGCUCCUCUUCAACACAUGAAAUACCCAUUUGCCCGUUGCUACAUUUCAUUCCUCAAAGAGAUCUCAUUAUUAAGAGAUGUUAAUACCCUUUGUUUUAAACAAGAAAAGUGUUUUGCAGGACUCCCUUUAAGUCAUUGAGGUUGUAAAAUUAGUUAAUAGAAAAUCAAGAUCUAAACGAAAUCAAAUAAUAAUAUAUAAAAAAAUAUCAUAUUCCUUAGUAAUAAUAAGCCACCAAUAAUAACAUCAAUACUAUUUCGCUGUAAAACGGGAUCCCAGAGGAUUAUAAAGAAUCCAGAGAAUUAAAAACAGAACAUCAAUUAAAUUCUACAGCAUAGGCAAGCUUAAAAAGAGAUUCAGUGAUAGCUUUAUCAUAAAUUCCAGGUGAUCAUAUAGAGUAAAUUAAAAGAACCAUAAAUAAUCAUAAUCGAAAUCGAAAUCGAACUAUUAAAUAAAUCUCCAAUAAACAAAUAGACUAUUAAUUAGAUGGAAUGGGAAUAUUAAAAUAAAAUAGUCUUGCGUCUAGAAGAUAAUCCUAAGGAUUAAAUAUAAUGAAUAUUUAUUAACUAGGUUUGAAUAAUUAAAAUAAUAAUAGCAGCUUUAAACAAAACUAUGCCUAAGAAUUACUUGCAAGUACUAUUAAUGAGAUAAAUAUAGAUGAAGAAUUAAAAUAGAGAUAUGAAAAUUUAAAAUAAAUAAAAAAUAUGAAUAUCUCUGACAGGGAAUCUAUUGAAUUGCUAUAUUUUAAAUAAAAAAAUCUCUAAAAGUAUAUGAAAAAAGGAUUAACGGAUUUUGAAGUCAGCAAAAUCUUUCAUGAUUAUUAUCCUUAACAUAAUGUUGAUAGAUAAAUAAAAAGAAUUAGUAAAAAUACCAAUGCGCUACUUUAAAUAAUGAUUAAAAAAUAUAUUUCUUAUUUACAAUAUCCUGCAGAGUUUAUCAAGGCUUAUAAUUUGUCACUUUCUUAUAAGUAUGGUGGAAACAAAAUUACAGAGGAAGAAAAUAGUUGA